This is a messenger RNA of Serpula lacrymans var. lacrymans S7.9, 2162 nucleotides long. RefSeq lists its product as uncharacterized. The transcript is spliced from 10 exons. Gene Ontology annotation, molecular function: amino acid transmembrane transporter activity. The record is from RefSeq and is a predicted model, not a curated record. Bases 45 to 1808 code for a protein of 587 amino acids. Gene Ontology annotation, biological process: amino acid transmembrane transport. Lineage: Eukaryota; Fungi; Basidiomycota; Agaricomycetes; Boletales; Serpulaceae. Gene Ontology annotation, cellular component: vacuolar membrane.
AUCCCUCAUCAGUCAACACUUUCUCCCCACCUCUCUCAAGAACGAUGGCUUUCGUUCAGCCCGCCGCCAUCGAUGGUGGACUCGAUCCCCGUGUCCACCUCUCAGAGAAGGAACAAGUUGCCAUCAUUGGGCCUCCUCUCGAAGACGCUUCUCCUGACGGUACAGUCCCCAACUUCGAGACAUACCUCUACUACGCACAGAUUCAGCGUGAGCAGGAGAGAAAUGACUCCAGACCUGCUCAUGAAGUCGAGGAACGUCACUGGGCUGGUCUCUUUUCAAGAGCCAUCAAGCCUCCACCCUCAGACAAGGCGUCUAUCGCCUCCGCCACAGACGAGAAAAGGGAGCCCUCUGAGGAGAAUGCCGUUUAUAUCAGCAAGCAGGAAAAGCGCAAUGCUUCUGGCGCGCUCAGGACUGCUACCUGGUCAAGCGUCUUCUAUCUCAUCACGACAGAUAUCCUCGGCCCCUACUCUGCACCGUGGGCAUUUGCUCAGGUCGGCUAUGGACCGGGAGUCGCCUGUUUCUUUGUAUUUGGUGUAAUGGCGGCUUAUGGCGGUUUCCUUCUCUGGUGGAUGUUCCUGCAUCUUGAUUCAGAAAGAUAUCCCCUGCGAACUUUUGGUGAUUUGGCUCAUCGCAUCUUUGGAAAAUAUGCUCGCCUUGUUUGUAACAUCUUACAAAGCUUGCAGCUCAUCUUUAAUGUCGGUCUAAUUAUUCUUGGCAAUGGUCAAGGGCUAUCGCAAAUGGCCAAAUUCAAACUAUGCUUCGUUGUCUGCAACGUUGUAUGGACCUUGGCAGGAAUGAUCUUUGGCCAAAUCCGAACACUGCAGAAGUUCGGUUGGAUCGCAAAUUUGUCCAUCUGGAUGAACAUCAUCGUCUUGAUCAUGACCAUGGGCGCUGUUCCUCACAUGGCACCAAACUAUACAGCCACCGUCGCGAACUACGUUGCCGGUGCAGUCGAACCACCAGUUCAAACCCUUGCCAUCUUUCAACAGGCUUUCCAGACUCAGUUGACCGGUAUCAUGCAAAUCGUCUUCUCGUACGGUGGAGCCAUGAUUUUCAUCGAGUUCAUGGCCGAGAUGCGCCGUCCUUGGGACUUCUGGAAAGCUAUGACUGUCGGACAAGGUUUCAUCUUUGUCGUCUAUAUGUUCUUUGGUCUCUUUGUCUACUCUUACCAAGGCCAAUAUACCGUAAACCCCGCUAAUCAAGGCAUAUCUGCCUAUGGCCUUCAGACUGCUACCAACGCCGUUUCACUCACUGCCGGUUUAAUUGCUGCCGCGCUCUAUGGCAAUAUCGGUGUUAAAGUCAUCUACAAUAACAUUGGUGUCGCACUCUUCAAAGCCCCACCUUUGACGGUACCACGUGGGAAGAUGAUCUUUGCUAUCUCUGUGGUCGUAUACUGGUCCAUCGCAUUUGUGAUUGGAUCAGCCGUGCCUCAGUUCAGCAACAUAUCUGCUCUGAUCGCCGCUGUCUGCAUUUUCCAAUUCUCGUAUACAUUCCCUCCCCUGUUGAUGCUGGGAUUCACUAUGCAAUAUGACGCUGUCAAGGGAGAUGAGCAGUUUGACCCUAACAACCCCGAUGCGGCGUGCCGUGUUGACUCGUGGCGACAGUUGUCACGCUGGAGGCGUGCUUUGUCCAGUCCAACCAGUCUUCGUUUCUGGUUCAAGAUGUGGAACUUUUUGCUUACUCUCGCAUGUUUCGCCUGUGCGGGGUUGAGCUCUUACUCCGCGAUUGAGGCCAUCCAACUAGGCUUCCAGACUGGUAGCGCCUCGACGUCGUUCAGCUGUCAAUCACCCGUGGAUAAAAGUGGAUAGAUGACCAUUCUGUAUGUAAUAACGCAAGCCUCUCGCAAUGAAUAGUGAUGACUACUACGCCAAACUCGGAGGUGUGGGAUUUGUGGGGAUGUGGGUAAGAUUGGUAGACGUGGUGAUAUAUUAUGUAUGUGGGAGUGGGGGUGUUCACGCGAUAGGUGACGGUGAUGGUGACGACGAGUGAUGUGUGGGAUAUGUGCACGGGCACGCAGAUUUCGUUUUCAUGUCUUAAAGAUGAGGGUAUCAAGUGUCAUUGAUGUAGUCUUUUGCGCUUGUGUGGGAAGGUUGCUUCCUCCGAGCUUAUUUCGUUUGUAAUUCAUAGAUAUAGUACAUAAUUUCGAAAUAUCUCUCUUCAAA